Pogoniulus pusillus (Red-fronted tinkerbird) is the source of this 418-nucleotide messenger RNA. RefSeq names its product cilia and flagella associated protein 144 (gene CFAP144). The coding region runs from base 35 to 394 and encodes 119 amino acids. Gene Ontology annotation, cellular component: ciliary base. The transcript is spliced from 4 exons. Lineage: Eukaryota; Metazoa; Chordata; Aves; Piciformes; Lybiidae. The record is from RefSeq and is a predicted model, not a curated record.
UGCCAGGCUACCGGACGCCAAGAGGCCCGUGGCCAUGACCGCCCGCAGCGGGAAGGAGCCGCUGGACCCGGUGCGGCUGAACCAGCUCCUGAGCGAGCGGGUGCGGAAGGAGCUGCAGUGCCAGAGGCUGUACACGCAGUUCAGCGUGAAUCCGCUCCACCGCGUUCACACCAUCACCAAGAAGCCUAUGUCUUGGCAUGACAAUAUAGAAGAGUCAGCAGAUGCUGAGUUUCUGAAACUUAUUAAUCAUGCAGCACUAGAGCCAACAAAGAAAUAUUCAGAACCACAAACAGAAAGCCAAGAAAUUGGCUGGAACACCACACCUUUGAUACACGUGGAUCGCACUGACUGCAGACUCUACUUCCCACGCCGGAGAACCGAUAUCUCUAAAUAAAUGGCUGCCAUGAGGCACGGUGAG